Messenger RNA from Elephantulus edwardii (Cape elephant shrew), 1351 nucleotides. It is a transcript of the gene TBX20, whose product is annotated as T-box 20. Gene Ontology annotation, biological process: heart looping; positive regulation of DNA-templated transcription; vasculogenesis. Lineage: Eukaryota; Metazoa; Chordata; Mammalia; Macroscelidea; Macroscelididae. The coding region runs from base 2 to 1351 and encodes 449 amino acids. Gene Ontology annotation, cellular component: nucleus. Gene Ontology annotation, molecular function: DNA-binding transcription factor activity, RNA polymerase II-specific; RNA polymerase II cis-regulatory region sequence-specific DNA binding. The transcript is spliced from 8 exons. The record is from RefSeq and is a predicted model, not a curated record.
CAUGGAGUUCACGGCGUCGCCCAAACCCCAGCUCUCCUCGCGUGCCAACGCCUUCUCUAUCGCAGCGCUCAUGUCGAGCGGAGGCUCCAAGGAAAAGGAGGUCGCGGAGAACACUAUCAAGCCCCUGGAGCAAUUUGUGGAGAAGUCAUCGUGUGCUCAGCCCUUGGGUGAGCUGACCAGCCUGGAUGCCCACGGGGAAUUUGGUGGUGGCAGCAGCCAUGGCAGCAGCAGCCCGUCUUCCACCACUCUGUGUACUGAACCUCUGAUCCCUACCACCCCAAUCAUGCCCAGCGAGGAGAUGGCCAAAAUUGCCUGCAGCCUGGAGACCAAGGAGCUGUGGGACAAAUUCCAUGAGCUGGGCACGGAAAUGAUCAUCACCAAGUCGGGCAGGAGGAUGUUUCCCACCAUCCGGGUCUCAUUUUCUGGAGUAGAUCCUGAAGCCAAGUACAUAGUUCUGAUGGACAUUGUUCCUGUGGACAACAAGAGGUACCGCUAUGCUUACCAUCGGUCCUCCUGGCUGGUGGCUGGCAAGGCUGACCCUCCACUGCCCGCCAGGCUGUAUGUACACCCAGAUUCUCCUUUUACUGGGGAACAGCUCCUCAAGCAGAUGGUGUCCUUUGAAAAAGUGAAACUCACCAACAAUGAACUGGACCAGCAUGGCCAUAUCAUUUUGAAUUCAAUGCAUAAGUACCAGCCUCGGGUACAUAUCAUUAAGAAGAAAGACCACACGGCUUCACUGCUGAAUCUGAAGUCGGAAGAAUUCAGAACAUUCAUCUUUCCAGAGACAGUUUUUACGGCAGUCACUGCCUACCAGAAUCAGCUGAUUACCAAGCUGAAAAUAGAUAGCAACCCUUUUGCCAAAGGAUUCCGGGACUCCUCCAGACUCACUGACAUUGAGAGGGAAAGUGUGGAAAGCCUGAUCCAAAAGCAUUCCUAUGCCCGCUCACCCAUUCGUACCUAUGGAGAGGAGGAUAUCCUGGGAGAUGAGAGUCAGACCUCACAAAGUCGAGGCUCAGCCUUUACAACCUCUGAUAACUUGUCUCUCACCUCCUGGGUAUCAUCUUCAACAAGUUUUCCUGGAUUUCAGCAUCCACAGUCCCUGACUGCUCUUGGUACCAGCACUGCAUCUAUAGCAACACCCAUUCCUCAUCCCAUCCAGGGCUCUCUGCCUCCAUAUAGCCGACUUGGGAUGCCUCUGACCCCUUCGGCCAUUGCCAGCUCCAUGCAAGGGAGUGGCCCAACAUUCCCUUCAUUCCACAUGCCCCGAUACCAUCACUACUUUCAGCAGGGGCCCUACGCUGCCAUUCAAGGACUGCGCCAUUCCUCUGCUGUGAUGACACCAUUUGUAUGA